This is a messenger RNA of Bacidia gigantensis, 1530 nucleotides long. RefSeq lists its product as uncharacterized. Gene Ontology annotation, biological process: transmembrane transport. The coding region runs from base 1 to 1530 and encodes 509 amino acids. Lineage: Eukaryota; Fungi; Ascomycota; Lecanoromycetes; Lecanorales; Ramalinaceae. The record is from RefSeq and is a predicted model, not a curated record. The transcript is spliced from 2 exons. Gene Ontology annotation, molecular function: transmembrane transporter activity. Gene Ontology annotation, cellular component: membrane.
AUGCUUGCAGUUAACAAUGGUCGGUCCUCAGGCGAAGACGAAACCGAAGAUGAUAUCUUGGAGAAGCUCGGCUACAAGCAAGAGCUCAAGCGCUCCUUUGGCGUGUUGGGGAUGAUUGGCUUCAGCUUCAACAUCGUGAGCAGCUGGUCAGCUCUCGCAGGCGUGUUGAUCAUUGGCGUGCAAAGUGGAGGGCCUCCAGUCAUGAUCUACAGUUGGCUGGGAGUCUGCACUCUUACGCUGACUGUGGCGUAUUCGAUGGCAGCCAUGAGUGCCACAGUCAAUUUUUUCGUUGCGAAUUUCGCUCUUGGAAUGGCAACUCUCUCGUAUCCCGAAUAUGUGAUAGAACGAUGGCACGUCGUCUUGCUCACAUGGUUGGUCAUGCUUUUCAGCGUAACGUUGAAUAUUUUCAGCCGGAAGCUGUUCGAUCGCCUGUCGACAUACAUACUCUUCUGGAACAUCAUAUCCCUCAUUGCAAUCCUCAUCACAAUACUAACUACCAACCAAGAUAAGAAACCAGCUCGCUUUGUAUUUUCUGACUUCCAAAAUUUUACUGGCUUUGGUGCUAGUUAUGCCGCAAUUAUUGGCCUUCUUCAAAGUUGCUUCGGCAUGUGUUGCUAUGAUGCACCGGCCCACAUGACAGGUAAGAUAUUGCCCACAACGAUCUGUAGACACCCGAAAUCGUCUACACAAGCUGAUAAAGUGAUAGAGGAGAUGAAGAAUGCAUCGAAAGAUGCACCGAAAGCCAUAGUCACGUCAGUGUACAUUGGUGCGGUUACAGGCUUCGCCUUUCUUAUCGCGGUAUCUUUUUGCAUUGGCGAUGUAGAAGCAACAGCGAAAUCCGUCACUGGCGUGCCAUUCAUUCAGAUACUUUAUGACUCCACCCAUUCAGUAGUGGGAACCUGCUUUCUAACGUCAAUGGUCCUUUUCGCUACAUUUGUUGGCACCACAUUCUUGACGGCUGAGUCCUCGAGGACAUUAUACGCAUUUGCUCGAGACAAUGGCUUACCCUUCUCGAGAGUCUUUGCAAAAGUGGCGGCGAAGCAACAAGUCCCCAUCAACGCAGUCCUCCUAUCGGGCUUAGUGCAACUGAUUUUGAACGCAAUCUACUUUGGCACGCUUACAGGCUUCAAUACUGUAAUCGCCAUCGCAACUGAAGCUUUCUACCUCUCCUAUGCGAUGCCAAUACUAGCGCGCAUUCUUGCAUUCGUCACUGGCCGGGUCCAGCAUCUACCAGGACCUUAUUCACUUGGACGAUACAGUAUUGCGACUAAUCUUGUGGGUCUUAUAUUUCUAACAUUUUGUGCUGUUACUUUCAACUUUCCAACGCUGGCUCCCGUGGAGAAGGACAAUAUGAACUAUACAAGCGCAGCUCUUGGUGUUAUCGGAUUGAUCAGCCUCGUAAACUGGAUCACUACAGGCCGGAAGAAAUUUAAAGGACCACAAAUAACGAAAGGUGAUGCCCCCGUGCUUGCACCUGGCACGUAUACUGGGCGACUCUCAAACUCGAUUUAUAAUGAGGCUAAGGUAUAA